Molecule: messenger RNA, 1338 nt
Organism: Physeter macrocephalus (sperm whale)
Lineage: Eukaryota; Metazoa; Chordata; Mammalia; Artiodactyla; Physeteridae
Gene: HEBP1
Product: heme binding protein 1
Exons: 4
Coding region: 64-639 (191 amino acids)
Molecular function (GO): heme binding
Source: RefSeq, a predicted model, not a curated record
CUGACGCCAGCCGCAGCUGCCACCCAGCUUCUGCCCGCACAUCCAGAGCGCCGCGGCGACACCAUGUUGGGCGUGAUCAAGAACUCGCUGUUUGGGAGCGUAGAGACUUGGCCUUGGCAGAUCCUGAGCAAAGGGGACAAGGGAGAGGUCUCCUAUGAGGAGAGGGCCUGUGAAGGUGGGAAGUUUGCCACCGUGGAAGUGACUGAUAAGCCCGUGGAUGAGGCUCUACGGGAAGCAAUGCCCAAAGUCGUGAAGUAUGUGGGAGGCACCAAUGACAAGGGAAUCGGGAUGGGGAUGACAGUUCCUAUUUCCUUUGCCGUGUUCCCCAGUGCCGAUGGGUCCCUACAGAAGAAAUUAAAAGUCUGGUUCCGGAUUCCAAGUGAGUUUCAAAGCAACCCACCAGCUCCCAGCGAUGACAGCAUUAAGAUCGAAGACAGGGAAGGCAUCACUGUCUAUUCCAUGCAGUUUGGCGGUUAUGCCAGGGAAACUGACUACGUAGCUCGGGCCGCCCAGCUGCGCACCACCCUGGAGGGUACAGCCACCUGCCGGAGUGACUUCUACUUCUGCACUGGGUAUGACCCUCCCAUGAAGCCCUACGGACGUCGCAACGAGAUCUGGCUGGUGAAGAGCAAUGAAUAAUUGGCUGAACUAGAGCUCGCUGGAUGCUUGCAUCUGUGCCCACUUCCUCCAGGAGGAAAUGAAGUUCCCUGUGCAGCUCCAGUAGGGCCGACUUUCCUUCAGAGCCAAUCAGUCACUGCCAAUUUCCUGAAAUAAGCACCUUCCAGAUCCUGAGGCUCCUGUUCUCGUGGAGGGAAAUAAGGCACCCACAAUACAUAUGCGUCCUUCUAAAUGACUUAGAAAAUUCUGUGGUAGACCAGAAAAACCCAGCAGCAUUUUCCCAGCUCUCUGGAUCCCUAAAAACUGAUUUUUAAAAAUUAUUGAAACCAUAUUUUUAUUAUUGAGGAAGAAGUGUGAUUUACGUGUGAUCUUUCAUCUCUGAUUCUUAUAAGAGCUUUCUUUAAAAAGAAACCGGAAAUAAAGAUCUUUGACUUAAACAGCUGAGACGAAUCCUAAGUGUAGUUAUUUUCCAAGAUUCCACAGGUGUAUAGAUACUAUUGAUGGUGUUUACUGUCGCAGGAAUCCUGUGUUUACAGUUCCAAAGUCCUUCAGAAUAGAAACCCAAAGAUCCCAGGGAAGGAGGACAUGCACCCCAUGCUUGAUCGUCUCUAAACCACAGACACUUACCGCGUCACAGUGAUUCCAUGCUCUGAAGUUGAGGAAACUGUUUGCAGCUGUGGGCCGUAAAGGGUUCCAGGGACCACAAAGAUUAGACCAAGA